Messenger RNA from Epinephelus moara (kelp grouper), 4007 nucleotides. Its product is annotated as E3 ubiquitin-protein ligase AMFR-like. The record is from RefSeq and is a predicted model, not a curated record. Gene Ontology annotation, cellular component: endoplasmic reticulum; ubiquitin ligase complex; cytosol. The transcript has 14 exons. Gene Ontology annotation, biological process: protein K48-linked ubiquitination; endoplasmic reticulum unfolded protein response; ubiquitin-dependent protein catabolic process. Gene Ontology annotation, molecular function: ubiquitin binding; ubiquitin protein ligase activity. Lineage: Eukaryota; Metazoa; Chordata; Actinopteri; Perciformes; Serranidae. Bases 247 to 2118 code for a protein of 623 amino acids.
CCAGAGAAGAAGAAGAAGAAGGAGAAGAAGGCUCGUCUCAGCCAGCUGCCUUCUCGACGGAAUAAACAUGACGAUGUUGACAACUACAAUUUCCUCGGUGCAGCUGCACUAAAAGUACAACACUGAAACCGGCGGGGGACGUUGGAUAUUGUGUUUAACUACAUUUCUGACAAACUGCUGUCUGAGCUCUUGGAUCGGGACAAACACCGUUUUUUACAAGUUGAGAAGUGGACCGUAAACACUGCAAUGCCUCUGCUGUUUUUGGAGAGGUUUCCUUGGCCCAGCCUGCAGACCUACACAGCGCUGAGUGUGGCUUUGCUUGCUGGCAGCAUCUUUAGUGCCUACACCACUGUGACUGAUCCGGGGUUUGGGGUCUUGGAAACAGAUGAAACGCCAGCUCCCCCUGAUGUGGAUCUUGAACAUCUUAACAAUGAUAUUAGCAACACAGAAUUGGCAACCACUGUCCUGUGGUAUCUUGUCACAGACAGUCUCUUUGUAUGGGUCUUGGUCAACACAUUCUGCUGCUCCUUGAUGUUAAUUGCUAAAAUGAUUCAGUAUGUGGUGUUUGGCCCGCUCAGGGUCAGUGAGAAACAGCACCUGAAAGACAAGUUCUGGAACUUCAUCUUCUACAAGUUCAUUUUCAUCUUUGGCGUGCUGAACGUGCAGACAGUCGAGGAGGUGGUGAUGUGGUGUUUGUGGUUCUCUGCUCUGGUGUUUCUCCACCUCAUGGUGCAGCUCUGCAAAGACAGAUUUGAAUACCUGUCUUUCUCGCCCUCCACUCCCAUGAACAGCCAUGUACGAGUGCUUUGUCUGCUGGUCUCCCUGCUGCUGGACUGCUGUGGUCUGGCUGUGGUCUGUGGUCUGCUGGGAGCUUCCCAUGGCAUGCACACCCUCUCCUUUAUGGCAGCUGAGUGUCUGCUGGUGACUGUACGCACUGGGCAUGUCAUCAUGCGAUACUCCAUUCAUCUGUGGGAUCUGAACCAUCCAGGGACCUGGGAGAGUAAGGGGACAUAUGUCUACUAUACAGAUUUCAUCAUGGAGUUGGCUAUGCUCUUCCUCGACCUUGUGCACCACAUCCAUAUGCUGCUUUUUGGAAACAUCUGGCUGUCCAUGGCAAGCCUGGUUAUCUUUAUGCAGCUGCGGUAUCUCUUCCAUGAGGUCCAGCGCCGCGUCCGCCGACAUAAGAACUACCUUCGUGUCAUCAACAACAUGGAAGCCAGAUUUGCAGUUGCUACAGCAGAGGAGCUGGCAGCUAAUGAUGAUGAUUGUGCCAUCUGCUGGGACACCAUGUUGACAGCACGCAAACUGCCCUGUGGCCAUCUCUUCCACAACUCUUGUUUGCGCUCGUGGCUCGAGCAGGACACCUCAUGUCCAACAUGCCGGACAUCCCUGAACAUCAACGGGGACAGCGGCCAGGCGAGAGGUCCGCAGCAAGGCGGGGGACUGGAAGACAACAUCGGCCCAGUAGGAGCUGCUCCAGAUGCUCGACCACAUAUCAACCAACACAAUCACUUCUUCCACUUUGAUGGAUCUCGCAUUGCCAGCUGGCUGCCCAGUUUCUCGGUGGAAGUAAUGCACACCACCAAUAUCCUGGGCAUUGCUCAGGCCAACAACUCCCAGCUCCUGGCCAUGGCCCAUCAGGUCCAGGAGAUGUUCCCUCAGGUGCCCUCCUACCUGGUGAUGCAGGAUCUGCAGCUGACCCGCUCUGUGGAGGUCACCACUGACAACAUCCUGGAGGGACGCAUCCAGGUGCCUUUUCCAACACAGGCCAUAGAGCGUGCCCCUUCACAGGUGAGCACUGCAUCAGAUGAGCAGGAUCCAGGGUCCAGUGGAGCAGCUGAGCAGAACCUCAAUGAGUCAGACAACAUGGAGGUCAGAGGAGGUCGCUUCUCGAAGUCGGCUGAGGAGAGGCAGAAGAUGUUAAAGCAGAGGAAAGAAGAGAUGCUUCAGCAGGCACGCAGGAGAUAUCUGAACAAGAGUCCAGAGGACGCGGAUGAGGAUUUGCCUGGACUGGAGGAGGACACUGUUCCUGACUUGAAUAUGACUGUGCUGAGACGUAGAACCAUGGCGGCAGCUGCAGAGAGACGCAUGCAAAACCAACAAGACCCUGCACCCUGAUAAACAGAUAAGCUUCAGCAGAAGAUUCGACCACAUCAUCAUCCCAAGAGGCAAAGGCAGAGCUAUUUUAACCCUCCCCCAUUCGGUGUACGUUCAGUGGUUGCCACCUAUUCAAAACAAUAAUCAAAAACCAUCGCAAACAUGGCCUUUGGACUGUUUCGGGCUGACUAAAAAAAGGUGGGACUGUUGUGAAUGGCCUCUGCAUCGCUGAGUAUUCGGAACAUCAUAUAAAUUAAUGGGUGCAAGCCAAGAAAUGCAAGGUUGCAUUGCCCUUUACUCAUGUGCCACACAUUGCAACCACCAGCUUCAGUAGGGAGUCAGUUUCUGCCAUGAUUGGGACUGGCUGUCAAAAAUGAGCAUGCUUUGCAGAAGAGUCUGUAAGGAGAGGGCUUUGAAGUUGUCUUCGCUAGAUAAAAGCUAUAUGGGUCUUUGUUUUUCUUUUAUCAGACUUUACUUUCAGUUGUUUUGCUCAUGGAAGCUAUGUAUUCUGAACGGAGAAACUCAUCUGAUGUAUUUGUGUGUUAUUAUUUUAUGAGUUUCAACUGUGAAUUAAGUGUAGGCAAAAUAAUAACAUGUUUUUAUGUCUUACCUUGGAGUAAGAGAAUGUCACUUUAGUAUUGUUCAGCCUUUUUCUGUCAAAUAUGAAUGUUCCUAUCAAAAGUAAUGCUGCAAACAAAGUGUUUUUGACCCACAUGGGUUGUUCUGUAUUUAGUGUGUAAUAUCACCCAUUGCAAACAGUUUUGUUAUUUAACAGGGGGGAGUGGGCAUGUAGUUUUUCUAAUACUCUUCCCUUGAGAUGCACAGGCAGCAAAGGUGAUGUAUUACAUUUUGUACAAUGGGUGUCAUCUGAUAAGGAGCAAUCCUCUCUGAAUAAGAAUAUAUUAUUUCUACUCUAUAUUUACAAGGUCCUCGGUCAUCUGAGUUAAUCGCUGGAAUUUUUAGGGCAUGUAGAAGUUACUAAGUCUGUGACAGCUGGACUUGCUGGACUGUCUUUUGAAGAAGUCUUGCCACUCAUUCAAGAGGCAUCCUUCGAAGAAAUGAGCAGCAGCAAAACACUCUCAAGGCUUAACAACCAGUCCAGUUGCCUUUCGACUUCACUCUUCUACAUACUGAGUGAGAUGGGAAUCUUUCUGGAGACAAUUUUUGGGUGUUUUAUUUGUGCGGCCUUCGUCUGCUCGCACUGAAGAGUGUUAAUUCAAAAUAUAUCAAGGAACAUAAUCAUCAUCUGCUCAAAGAUCUUACUUAAAUAAUCUAAUGUACAUGGACUGGGCCCUUGAAUCAUUUUUGGCAAAAUGUCACUGAGUAGUAGCUGGUUGAGACAUAUCAACGGACACAAAGACAGAGACUGUGUGUAUUAUAAGUGUUUGACUUCAUGUUAUUACAGAGCAAGGACAGUUUGGGGAUGCGAUCUGCAUGAAUCUAGACAAGUGCUUUUGUUUCCUUCCACUUUAUCCCAAAGAGCAGCCCACAAACUUCCACUCAAAGCUGAAGUGUUGUGAUCUUUUACUUUGUGUUUAUUUUAGUGCUCAAAUUCUGUUUUUUGAGGUGUUGUAAGAAGAUAGGAUUUAGAUUUCAGAUUCAAAGGAGUCAAAAUGUAAAAAAAAAAAAAAAGAAAUUGGACAGUUUUCAUUUUCAGGUUUUUUUUUUUUUCAUUCAGUUAUUUAACAGCUCUUAAUAUCCAUGAUAUAUUUUCCUAUUCAUGGGUUACCUUUCAUAACCAUUACUUAUUUAAUCAAAACUGAAAUACUUUUUUGGACUGAGCUUUCCUGUAUUUUUGUGCCUAAAUCAAGAAUGGUUCAGUUAUGGAUAAUUUCUGUAAAUCUAGUUUUUGUAAAAUAUGUUAAUACAAAAGACUCAAUAAACAGAGCUUCUACAGCUUUUUAACAAAA